AUGAAAGUCGAGGACGUUUUGAGGGAAUGGGGGCUUAGGAAAGUGUCUACAAUUACCCUGGAUAACGCAACAGCAAAUGAUGUGGCUGUGAGUUAUUUGGAUAGAAGACUUAAGAGCAAGAAUGCUUUACUGGGUGUAGGUGAUUAUUUGCAUAUGAGGUGUGCUGCCCAUGUCUUGAACUUGGUAGUGAGAGAUGGUGAAAAAGAACAUGAAGGGUCUAUUGAAUCAGUUCGCACUACUGUUAGGUUUGUAAGGUCUUCUCCACAAAGAGCUAUGAAGUUUAAGGAGUGUGUUGAACUUGCGGGCAUAACUUGUAAAAAAAAACUUUGUCUUGAUGUUUCUACAAGGUGGAAUUCCACUUACCUAAUGUUGGAUGCUGCUGAAAAGUUUGAAGCUGCAUUUGACAAUAUGAUUGAUGAGGAUCCUGGAUACAUCGAAUAUUUUGACCUCCUUACCGGUCCACCCGGUUCUCAGGAUUGGAAAAAAGUUAGGGCUUUUGUGGUUUUCUUACAAACCUUCUAUGAGGCAACCAAAGUGUUUUCAACUUCGCAAGAAGUGUCCUUGCAUUUAGCUUUUCAUAACUUGUCUUCAAUUUUGUGUGAGCUUCAAGAAGCUUCAUUUAACUUGAAUUCUUAUGUGGCUCCAAUGAUUUCACAUAUGAAGGUUAAAUAUGAUAAGUAUUGGGGGGAUGUGGGAAAAGUGAAUCAUUUUCUUUACUAUGGAGUGAUCUUUGAUCCUAGGUUUAAGUUUAACUAUAUUGAGUGGUCUUUUAAUGAUAUGUAUGGGCAUUCUAGUGACCUUGCCAAGAAAAAUAUUGAAUGUGUCAAAACUAGUUUGUUUAAACGAUAUAAUUGGCAUAAAUCUGAUCAUGAUAAGAAUGUUGGGGCUAGUCCUUUAAGUGCACCAGGGAGCACUUCCCUUGGAGAAGCAUCUUCCCAACCAAAAGAACCAUCACCUUUUACAAGGGCUAAUGCUUUUAAGAAACAUCUGAAGGAAAAAGACACAAUUGAAAAUGAAAAUGAACUAGAGAAGUACUUAGGUGACCCUUGUUGCGGGGAGGGGGAAAAUUUUAGUAUUCUUAAUUGGUGGAAGGAAAAUUGCACCCGUUAUCCUAUAUUAGCAACCUUGGUUCGGGAUGUGUUGGCAACACCUGUUUCUAGUGUAGCCUCAGAAAGUGCUUUUAGCACGGGGGGGAGGAUUUUAGAUAUCUAUAGGAGCUCUUUGAGUCCAGAUAUGGUCGAAGCGCUUAUAUGUACUCAAACUGAUUGA
Messenger RNA from Lathyrus oleraceus (garden pea), 1269 nucleotides. Its product is annotated as zinc finger BED domain-containing protein RICESLEEPER 2-like. Bases 1 to 1269 code for a protein of 422 amino acids. Lineage: Eukaryota; Viridiplantae; Streptophyta; Magnoliopsida; Fabales; Fabaceae. The transcript has a single exon. Gene Ontology annotation, molecular function: protein dimerization activity; DNA binding. The record is from RefSeq and is a predicted model, not a curated record.